Microthlaspi erraticum is the source of this 870-nucleotide messenger RNA. NCBI's taxonomy places the organism in Eukaryota, Viridiplantae, Streptophyta, Magnoliopsida, Brassicales, Brassicaceae. The record is from the annotation of a GenBank genome assembly.
AUGUGGAAAGCUAUGAGAGGAGCCUUACCGGUGGGGGAAAAUCUGAGAGCCAGGAAUGUGAACACAGCGGUGAGAUGCCCACAUUGCGGAGACGAAGAGACGACCCUACAUCUCCUUUUCCAGUGCGACUAUGCCCAAGAGGUCUGGAAACUGAUCCCCUGCACAAAUCUACUGAAUCCUCACACCAUACAACAGACAAGAAAGGGAAUGGAAGAAUCGAGGAAAUUAGUAUGUUUACCUCCAACGGGAGUAGGAUCCGGACCAAUAUCACCAUGGGUGCUCUGUUCUCUCUGGAAAAGCCGGAAUAGGAAAGCAUUCAAUGGGACGGAACGACAAUACACACCGGAGGAGACGAUGACGCAGGCAGUGGCUAGUGCAAGAGAAUGGCAAAGGGCACAAUUGAAUGAGGAAGCCAACUGCGCCAGACCGCGAUUGGUAACCAAACCCCCAAUUCGACUAGAAGCAACUCGAUGCAACUCGGACGCGGCAUGGGUGAAGGAGACGAAAAUCGCGGGAUUAGGAUGGGUAUUCACCAACGCAAGAGCAGAUCAGCUAGGCCAUGGAUCCACAUCUGAGUGCUCUGUUCGAUCGGCCCUAAUGGCGGAAGCACUGGCAGUGCUCCGAUCUCUCCAACAAGCCCGAGAAAUUGGGCACAACUACUUAUCAGUCGUUUCAGAUUCACAGAAGUUAAUCGAAGCAAUCAACAGAGGAAAUCCCUCAAAGGAAAUCCAUGGGAUUCACCACGACAUCCUAGAAAUCGCCAGAUCGUUUAGUUCAAUCUCCUUUUACUUUGUUUCGAGAGAUGAAAAUGUGUUAGCAGAUCGGAUCGCAAAAAACGCUUUGGUGACUCACGGUCAGAGACCGAUUUAA